Messenger RNA from Tachysurus vachellii, 1981 nucleotides. RefSeq lists its product as uncharacterized. Gene Ontology annotation, biological process: mitochondrial fusion. The transcript is spliced from 18 exons. Bases 218 to 1774 code for a protein of 518 amino acids. The record is from RefSeq and is a predicted model, not a curated record. NCBI's taxonomy places the organism in Eukaryota, Metazoa, Chordata, Actinopteri, Siluriformes, Bagridae.
GAGCUUCCUGAACCUGUCCAUCUUUGACGUCAUCUGCGUGUUUGUUGUUGUAUAAUUGUUUAUUUAUAUUUAAACUGGCUCCAUAGUGAUAGUUUAAAUUAAAACACUGCUUGUUCGCCGAUAAACAUCGUCUCGAUUAUCAGCACUCUACAACUUCUGACACAACUGAACUCUACAACUUCUGACACAACUGAACUCUACAUCUUCCGAAGACACGAUGGCUGUAAGAGGAUUUCUACCGGACCUGAAGAGCUGGACUGUAGGUGAGAUCGCUCGUGCUGCGGGUCUCGUCGCUUUCUCUGCCGGUGCGGGUUACUGCAUUUACCGCAGCCUACGGAGAGAAAGAGCUCCUCCGGACCGCACUCAGCCUUCUCACGAGCCUGUGGACGUGCUGAGGGAAUCAUUGGAUACUCCCUCUCUCCUCCAGGUCGUUGAGCCAAUUCUGCAACUGCCGCCCACCGAACCUCAAGACGAACCUUCAGCCGUCAUUCUGCCGCUCGAUGCUGGUGAACCGAACAGCGCUUGCUGCGAUGUUCAGUUCGUGUCUGCAGAUUCCUCAUCCUCCCAGUCUGAGCCAGUGGACAUCAGGAGAGUCAUCCCCGGAAUGAUAAGGGGUCCAGAGAGUCGGCUCUGCGGGCUCGAAACCGUAGAGACGCACCACUCGAUUCACAAAGUUGUUGAGCCACAUCUUCAUUUGCUGCCCAACGAACAACAAGAAGACCCAUCAGCUGUUCUUCUGCCACUCGAUGCUGGUGAGCUGAUCAGCGCUUGCCGAAACAUUCAGUUCCUCUCUGCAGACACCUCCAUCUCCCAGUCUGAGUCAGUGAACAUCAGGACAUACCUCUUGUGGAUGAUAAGGGGCCCAGAGUGUCGUCUUUGCUGGUUUACAACCACAAAGACACAAUCCAUCAAUCACAUGGGAUUCCCUUAUCAUACCACCACAGAGGAUUGUUUCACUGGCAUACAGGUUGAAUCUGGGAGGGUUACAGAAUUUAUUUCCUGUAACCGAGUGGAGACCGACAUCAUCGUGCCAGGUUUUUAUUAUGUGCAAACCAUUAAACAGGUGACCUGCACUUACCUGUUUGUGGGUAAAGAUGGGCAAAUGGACACCUCCACUUGGGAGAAGGAAGAGGUUCCCGUUCCAUAUGCGGAGAGUGACGAGAGCUUUAACCCAGAGGAGAUGGAGGUGCCCUUUAUUUGCUGCCAUCUUUCAGACAGAGGGGUUACUGAUGUCGGCCUGAAGCUGCCCGCUCUCCGUGAGGCGUUCGCUACCCUGCUUGCCAGCAUCCACAACCAGAACUUCCUGUUCCUGGUGGGAAAGAAGAUCGUCAUGCGUCUGGCAGCGGCUAACAUCCAGGACGUGGUUGGGGUGAAGUUGGCCUACGAGGCCUUGAUUCGAUUCCUGAGGACGCCUUCUCAUCAGGAUUCGAUUGAGGCAGAGAUCUCCUCCUGUGUCCCCCACUACAACUUCCUGGAUGUUUUUUUUGAGCUGAUUCUGUUCCGCCAUUUCAGAAGUGGCUCAACACUUGAGACAUUUAAUGGAGGAUUCUUGGAGCGCCUGCUCGAGCUCAUCAGCAUGUGGGAUGUGGACGUGUGGGAGCCUGCAGCAGAGCUGUACUUCACAGUGCUUAUCGAUCACCUAACACAGCUUGCUGAAGUACUGUUCUCUCAGCCUCUGGAGCUGUACAGUGACCCAGCAGCCUUAGCCACCACGGUUCAGCAUCUUCUCAAGAAGCACGUCCAGCAGAUGAUGGACACUUUGGAGAAGCUCUGAGCAAUGUCUUUUGUUUAUCGCUUUAUAUUUUCUUCUUCUGAUUCGUUUUAUGUUCGUUCUUUUCCCUCACUUCUUUCCCUACAUUGCUCAAGCUCUCCACAGGUAAGUAUGAAUUCAUUUUAUUUCUGUUUUUGAUUAAGAUUUUAAAAAUCACUUUUCUUUCCUAUAGGUUUGUACAGUCAACCCCAGGACUGAAGACGGGCUUAA